This is a messenger RNA of Engraulis encrasicolus (European anchovy), 425 nucleotides long. RefSeq names its product NADH:ubiquinone oxidoreductase subunit A1 (gene ndufa1). The transcript is spliced from 3 exons. Lineage: Eukaryota; Metazoa; Chordata; Actinopteri; Clupeiformes; Engraulidae. The record is from RefSeq and is a predicted model, not a curated record. The coding region runs from base 130 to 342 and encodes 70 amino acids.
GGAUGUUGCAAUCGGGGGAAAAAAUAGGAGGAAGUUGCAGGAUGACCGACAAGGAGACAUCUUGACCACAGCUUACAGACACAAAACACUGAACAAUUCUUUGGGUGGCCUAUAUCUUAAUUUGCCACCAUGUGGUAUGAAAUAUUACCAGGGUUUGGCAUUAUGACUGUGUGUCUGAUGAUCCCAGGAAUCGCUACAACAUAUAUUCACAGAUUCACAAAUGGUGGCAAGAAUAAAAGGGUCACCCGAGCUGCAUACUACUGCUACUUGCUGGAGAGAGACAAGAGGGUGUCUGGAACAGGAGUACAUUACGAAUCCAAGGGUCUUGAAAACAUUAAAUGAGGGACCAGGACUUCCUCCCUUCCAAGAAGAUGUAAAAUUGUUCAGUCAAAUUGUUAAAUAAAACUGUGUUGAUUUAUAUUCGA